CGUCAGCAGAUAUCAACACAGGGAAGAGGGGAUGAGUGUAUAUGGAUCUGCUCUGAGUUCCUUUCCUUUUCAGCUUGCACGUGUUAGCAGAACUGCAAGGAUGAAGACUAUAAACACUUAUCAGACUGUGAAAAUCCCAGCGGGUUUGACAGUUUCUGUCAAAUCCAGAAUGGUCACAGUUAAAGGACCACGAGGUGUUUUGAAGAGAUGUUUUAAGCAUCUAGCUCUUGACAUCCGCAUGGUGAACCCAAGACUUCUUCGAGUAGAGAAGUGGUUUGGAACCAAAAAGGAGCUGGCUGCUGUAAGAACAGUCUGCUCACACAUAGAAAAUAUGCUCAAAGGAGUUACUAAAGGAUACCAAUACAAAAUGAGAUCUGUAUAUGCCCAUUUCCCCAUCAACUGCGUUUGCACUAACGAAGGCUCCACCAUUGAAAUCAGAAAUUUCUUGGGUGAGAAAUUCAUUCGCAGAGUCGAAAUGGCUCCAGGAGUCACAGUAACAAAUUCAAAAGCUCAAAAAGAUGAACUGAUCUUGGAAGGAAACUCUCUGGAAGAUGUUUCUAGAUCAGCCGCUCUUAUUCAACAAUCAACAUCUGUGAAAAACAAGGAUAUCAGAAAGUUCUUGGAUGGACUUUAUGUAUCAGAAAAAACCACUGUUGUGCAAGAUGAAGAAUAAAUUGCUUCGUUUCGUUAAUAAAAAUUUAUUCAUAAAAAAA
This is a messenger RNA of Trichogramma pretiosum, 713 nucleotides long. Its product is annotated as 60S ribosomal protein L9-like. Gene Ontology annotation, cellular component: ribosome; cytosolic large ribosomal subunit. Gene Ontology annotation, biological process: cytoplasmic translation. Gene Ontology annotation, molecular function: structural constituent of ribosome; rRNA binding. Bases 32 to 673 code for a protein of 213 amino acids. Lineage: Eukaryota; Metazoa; Arthropoda; Insecta; Hymenoptera; Trichogrammatidae. The record is from RefSeq and is a predicted model, not a curated record. The transcript is spliced from 4 exons.